Molecule: messenger RNA, 3680 nt
Organism: Haliotis rufescens (red abalone)
Lineage: Eukaryota; Metazoa; Mollusca; Gastropoda; Lepetellida; Haliotidae
Product: vesicular, overexpressed in cancer, prosurvival protein 1-like
Exons: 6
Coding region: 121-891 (256 amino acids)
Cellular component (GO): cytoplasmic vesicle membrane
Source: RefSeq, a predicted model, not a curated record
GGUUUGACAGGGUCAACUCUCUGUCAAGGUGAAGCAAAGGGAUAGACACAAACACCGUUAUCUAUAUAUGAGUUCCCUGUGACACUAACGUUUUAGAAGAAGUCGAAUGUAGAAGAAGUUAUGACACUUGAGGAUAUUAUCAAAGUAUUGCCGUUGGUGGCGUUCCUGGUCUUACAAGGAAUUGAAGAGGCUUUAGCUGAAAACUGUGGAAAUGAUAUCCACUGUUUCUCCCCCUACACAUGCUGUGCCAAUGUCAAGUCUUGCUGCUACGACAGAGAUGCUCAGGACAAUUUCCGCAGGUCAUACAAACUCCAUAUCUGGAAUAUGUGGUACUUCUGGUUUGUCAUCAUCUUCAUCAUGAUGUCCUGUUUUGGUGGGUGUGGCUACUACCGCCGCCGUCGCAUGGCAACACUUCACCAGCAGCGCCAGCGGGCACCGAUCACAACAAGACGGACCAAUCACAUACGUGGCAGCAGCACCCGCAACUCUCAGUCGUACUUGGCCUACGUCGGCCCGGCUGCUUCCGACCCACCAGAGAUCUCUUUUCUACCUCCACCCUACUCAGAGGUGUCCUCCCAUCCAGGCAUGUACCCUGAGAACAAGGCUGACCUGCCACCUCAAUAUUCACUUAUAGCAUCCAACUAUGCAGGUAGUCCCUCACCACCGAUGGCCUUAAAUGCUCAGGAUCUUGCAGCUGGCACCAACAACAUGCCGAAACCUCCUCCAUACUGUGAAGUGGCUGCACCAGCCAACAAUCCAGCCCCAUCAUUGGCUGAAGCCAGUGCUGCUCCAACCAAUCAGGACACAUACCAAACACAGCCAACCUGUGAAAACUCCUCAACCAAUCAGUGUUCAAGCCAGCCUUCAGCCAAUGACAGUACACCUAAUUGAGUUUUACCAUUGCCUAUUUCUUCUGUCGGCUGCUCCUGUGAUUAACUUUCGGUAGAUAAGAUUCAUAAUGUGGAUGCAUAUUUGUUGAUGUGAUAUUUCCAGUGAUGAUAUAUUGCCAAAAUCUUCAGUUUGGAAAGAAGAUCUGAAUGAAGGAAAUACUAUUUACCUUAAAGCUAUUUUUGCUUGCUAGAUGAUCACUGUCUGAUAUUGUUCUAAUGGUGCACUGAUGUCCUAGGGAUGUCAUGGUGAGGAGGGGGUUUCUGUGGGGUGUUUCACGUCCAUGGAAUGUCACAGGUAGUACACAUACCGUGGGUCACGUCUGCUUUGACCUGUCACCUGACCUGCAGUGCAUGGUUAUUGGUCACACAAGAAAAAAGCCAAUCUCAGGGCGAUACUUUUCUUCAAAUGCUUUACGAGAUUGCAAAAAUAAUGACAAUGCCAAAACUGUCUGGAAAGUGUCUUGUUUUUUGCCAACGAAUGCAGACUUACAUUUUGACGAUAAAAUAUGCAAAAUAGAAUAAUUGCAAAAGGUCAGUGCUUUAUAAAAUAACUUUUGUUCAAUAUCUUUCUUUAUCAGCUGUAUAUCCAUACAAGCUCCUCACUGUGAUAUUUUGUUCCCAGAGCUCUCUAUACUUCGCUGCCACCAGUCACAACUCCUCACAGCGUUAUUUGUUCCCAGAGCUGACUAUAUAUCAAUGCUACUACCAGUCACAACUCCUCACAGUGUUAUUUGUUCCCACAACUCACUAUAUAUUAAUGCUACUACCAGUCACAACUCCUCACAGUGUUAUUUGUUCCCAGAGCUGACUAUAUAUUAAUGCUACUACCAGUCACAACUCCUCACAGCGUUAUUUGUUCCCAGAGCUGACUAUAUAUUAAUGCUACUACCAGUCACAACUCCUCACAGUGUUAUUUGUUCCCAGAGCUGACUAUAUAUUAAUGCUACUACCAGUCACAACUCCUCACAGUGUUAUUUGUUCCCAGAGCUCACUAUAUAUUAAUGCUACUACCAGUCACAACUCCUCACAGUGUUAUUUGUUCCCAGAGCUGACUAUAUAUUAAUGCUACUACCAGUCACAACUCCUCACAGCGUUAUUUGUUCCCAGAGCUGACCAUAUAUUAAUGCUACUACCAGUCACAACUCCUCACAGUGUUAUUUGUUCCCAGAGCUGACUAUAUAUUAAUGCUACUACCAGUCACAACUCCUCACAGCGUUAUUUGUUCCCAGAGCUGACUAUAUAUUAAUGCUACUACCAGUCACAACUCCUCACAGCGUUAUUUGUUCCCAGAGCUGACUAUAUAUUAAUGCUACUACCAGUCACAACUCCUCACAGUGUUAUUUGUUCCCAGAGCUCUCUAUACUUCGCUGCCAGUAGUCACAACUCCUCACAGUGUUAUUUGUUCCCAGAGCUGACUAUAUAUUAAUGCUACUACCAGUCACAACUCCUCACAGUGUUAUUUGUUCCCAGAGCUCUCUAUACUUCGCUGCCAGCAGUCACAACUCCUCACAGUGUUAUUUGUUCCCAGAGCUCUCUAUAAUAUUGCUGCCAGCAGUCACAACUUCUCACAGUGUUAUUUGUUCUCGGAGCCCUCUAUACUAUAUCCUCACAGUGAGAGGCAGCCUACAAGCAUGCAUGGAGUUAAAUUCACAACUGACUAAUAGUUUUGUCGAUAUGAGAAUAUUCCCCCUGCUUUGUUAGUUAAAAUGAAACAUCAUAUACAUUUGGCAAUCAGGGAACCAUUCUGCAUGUCCUAGAGAAAAAGUAAGAGAGGAGUUAGGUGCUUUUCCUUUUUGUCCACAUUCUCAAACCAUUCUUGUAAAACAAACGUCAGUUCAUCUGGAAUAUUAAGUUAGUAUUCCACAUCUCACUGACAUUCACAAAUAUUCAAGAGUCUUGUAAAGGUCCAUACUCACAAUUAUGGCAGCGAUUGAAAAGAGCUUGUUUGUGAUUCAACUAAAGGGAGAUAAUUGAGAUUAGAGUUAUCUGCCCUUUGCUAAACUUGCUUUCCCUCCAGUGAAUGCCAUGUUUGUGCAUGUGUUUGAUUAUUUAUCCAGUUUAGGAGUGCAUUCUUCUAUAGGAUCAUUGAUUUUUGUUUGGUAUGCAUAAUUUGACUGUAAGAAUGGAAACAGUCCCAAAUAUUUGCCGGUCAACAUUUGCUGGUCAACAUUUGCUUAAAACCCGAAAUCCAUUUUCUGUGAUUGUAUAUAAAACUACUGUGUAAUAUGUAUUUAUCAUGAACUUUAUCCAUGUACUACAACUCCUCUUUCAUACUGUCAUCUGUGUUGAUUUUGACAUGGCGUAACUAGUAAAUAUGUACACAGUGUUACAAACAAACAGUUUUAGCCCACUAGUCCUUUUAAUGAUAACAUAUAGCAAAACCCUUAAAAAUGGCAAAUUUCUACGAGUCCUUAUGAUACCUUAACUGUUGGGCAGUUUGGCAAGGACGACGGGACUAGUUCCAGUUUCUAACACUCAGUACACAUGACAGAUUUACACCUUAAGUACUCCUGAAUCAUUGAUAAUGCAGCUCUGCCUUGCUUAAUUAAUUUUUUUAAAAGGCCUUUCCCAAAAUUUGUUGUGUUUGCUAUUUUGACUUACAUCAGUAAGUUGCCGUGAGUCUUUGACUUACCGCCUGACACAAUCUGUAAACUACAGUUGUUAUUCUAAUAGAAUCAUGUCAUAUUUAUUACAAUCUCAUUAAAAUCAGAUCUUAGUUCUCGCUAUCGCUAAACAAAGAUCUGAGGACAUCCCGUUAAGGGUCACGUCAGAACGACCUUUCAGAGCGUC